Messenger RNA from Salvia miltiorrhiza (redroot sage), 1086 nucleotides. RefSeq lists its product as uncharacterized. Bases 1 to 1086 code for a protein of 361 amino acids. The transcript is spliced from 3 exons. The record is from RefSeq and is a predicted model, not a curated record. Gene Ontology annotation, molecular function: nucleic acid binding. NCBI's taxonomy places the organism in Eukaryota, Viridiplantae, Streptophyta, Magnoliopsida, Lamiales, Lamiaceae.
AUGGAGUUCAUAAGCAAAAGGAAAAUCCUAAAUUCUGAAGAGCAAAAUAGGUUGGCUCAUUGGCUUCUCGCAAAUAGCAACAACGGGAGAUGCAAUGACAGAGCGCAAAAGGAGGCAGCUUCUAUGUUUGGAAUAGGGCGCCGAACUGUUCGCCGUUUCUGGAGCAAAACAAAAGAGAAAAUCCAAUCAGGUGCACCUGUUAUAUUCAGUUCAAGUCGCAAAGGAGUGAUACAUAAAGAUAGGAUGCAGGUAGAUGUUGAGAAGGUUAAAUCACUGUCCAUUCUAGAGAGGUCAACCAUACGAAAAAUGGCUGUCAAGCUAGGAGUUAGCAAGAGCUUACUUGGUAAUUGGAUCAAACGAAAGGAACUACGACCACAUACAAAUGCAAUCAAACCUCUGUUAACCGAUGUGAACAAGAUAGCAAGGAUGAAGUAUUGCUUAAGCAAUGUUGUGUAUGAUGCAACAAUGGCAAGGCCACAAUUUUCAGCAGAUGGGCAAGAGUUGUUCGAUGGAAAGAUUGGGAUCUUUCCAUUUACUACAGUUAUACCAGCAAUCAAAGAGAAAUGGCCAAAAUCAGCUGGCAUUAAGCAUAUCAUCAUUCAACAGGAUAAUGCAAGACCACAUUUCAACAAGGAUGAUCCAGAUUUUAUUGUUGCUGCCAACAGUGAUGGGUUCAAGAUAGACCUAGUCUGCCAACCAGCCAACUCCCCUGACCUAAAUGUCAAUGACUUAGGUUUUUUCAGGGCUAUACAAUCAUUGCAGGAUGACAAGAUGGCAACAACAGUUGAAGGCUUAGUGCAGAAUGUAGUGACUUCUUUCCAAGAGCUUUCAUCAGUUACCCUAAACAAUGUCUUCUUGACAUUGCAAGGGUGUUUAACUGAGAUUAUGCAAGCUAAAGGAAGCAAUGACUACAAGAUUCCACACUUAAACAAAGCUAGACUCUUGAGAUUGAGAAUGCUGCCUGAAUGCAUACAAGUGGAUGAAGAACUACUCAAGGACAGCCUACAACAUGUGCUGCAAUUUGAAAAGGAUGUAGGCACAAGUUAUGACAUUGGGGCCCUUAUGGUUCAUUUUGGCUUCAACUAA